UGACCCUCUCUUGUUCUGAUCUGCCUCUGACAGCUUUGAACCUCCGUGUCGAAGAAAACAGGCAUCCGGAAAUCAGAAAGACUAAAGUACACUCAAGCUGAGAAGAGUGGAUUUACCAUUUAGUAACUGUGAGGCACCUGCCAAAAUUGCUUCUGGAGAAUGUCAGAAUUCCAAAGAAAUGCAGGAAACAUUCCUUCAGAGAAAGCUCUUGAUGAAGCUAUUGCUCAUUUUCUCAAAGAAUUCCCUGUCAAGAAAGAAGAGAUUGAGGCGUGCAUCCAAUGCCUUCGGGAAAGGGCAGACGACAUUGACAAGACCCAUAAGGAUUGCACCAUUGCCAGCAUUACUGCCAGCUCUGUAAGUGGAGUUUCUGGUAUCCUGUCCAUCGUGGGACUGGCUUUGACCCCUGUAACAGCAGGCGCAAGUUUAAUCCUGACAGCCACAGGCAUGGGCUUAGGGAUAGCGUCAGGAGUAACUAGCAUUUCUGCUGGUGUGUCCGAGCGCAUUAUUCAUUCAAUGGAGCAGAAAAAAUCGCAAGAACUGAUAAACGAAUGUGAGGAAAGCCUAAGAAUGGUGCUGAGCCUCGAGAAAAUUGGUUUCAACUAUCAACUGCCCCCAGAUGACGCUAAUCUGGAAGUAGCCAAAGCGGCAUUCGCUUCGGGUUGUGCUGUUGUUAAGGGCAUUCCACGUGUGGUUGACAAAGCGACAGACCUUGUAGCACAUGUAGAGGCAUUGGCGAUAGCUAACGCCAAUCCUGCUUUGAAGGCUUUGGCCAAGAAAGCAAGUACAGUAGAGACUGUAGCCAGGAAUGCAAUCAAGGGAAUUGAUCAGGUUGAUGAGGCAUUUAAAGGAACCGCCCUCGCAGCGAGCAAGUCUGCUAGAGUGGCAGGGGGUGUGUUGUCUGGGUUGUUUCUUGCAGUGGAUGCUGUCUGCAUUGCUAAGGAUGCCAUACACUUGUCAAAAGGUGCCAAGACCGAAAAGGCAGAUGAGCUCAGAGCCAAGGCUAAUAAGUUGGAGGAGAUGGUGCAGAAUCUGACAAAGUUCUACAUGGAACUGAAAGAAGAAUGGGACUGAAAUGGACCCCAACCACAUUGUGUUAACCUCAGCCCAGGCAGCAGACAUGAUUAUUCCUCCUUCUGGAUAGUAAU
Lacerta agilis (Sand lizard) is the source of this 1145-nucleotide messenger RNA. Its product is annotated as apolipoprotein L6-like. NCBI's taxonomy places the organism in Eukaryota, Metazoa, Chordata, Lepidosauria, Squamata, Lacertidae. The coding region runs from base 160 to 1071 and encodes 303 amino acids. Gene Ontology annotation, molecular function: lipid binding. The record is from RefSeq and is a predicted model, not a curated record. The transcript has 3 exons. Gene Ontology annotation, biological process: lipoprotein metabolic process; lipid transport. Gene Ontology annotation, cellular component: extracellular region; membrane.